AUGGCCUCGGCGCUGAGCUAUGUCUCCAAGUUCAAGUCCUUCGUGGUCUUGUUCAUCACCCCGCUGCUGCUACUGCCGCUCGUCAUUCUGAUGCCCGCCAAGUUCGUCAGGUGUGCCUACGUCAUCAUCCUCAUGGCCGUCUACUGGUGCACCGAAGUCAUCCCUCUCGCUGUCACCUCCCUCAUGCCCGCCUUGCUCUUCCCGCUCUUAAAGAUUCUGGACUCCAAGCAGGUGUGUGUCCAGUACAUGAAGGACACAAACAUGCUGUUUCUGGGUGGCCUCAUCAUGGCGGUGGCCGUGGAGCGCUGGAAUCUACACAAGAGGAUAGCUCUGCGCACGCUCCUCUGGGUGGGGGCCAAGCCUGCACAGCUGAUGCUGGGCUUUAUGGGCGUCACUGCCUUCCUGUCCAUGUGGAUCAGCAACACGGCCACCACGGCCAUGAUGGUGCCCAUCGUGGAGGCCAUGCUGCAGCAGAUGGAGGCCACCAACGCGGCCACCGAGGCCAGCCUGGGGGGCCUGGAGCUGGCAGACAAGGGCAAGCCCGGUGAGCUGCCAGGGAGCCAAGCGACCUUUGAAGGCCCCCCCGAGGGGCGGCAGGCUGACCGGGACAGGAGGAGCAUGAGCAAGGCCAUGACUCUGUGCGUGUGUUACGCGGCCAGCAUCGGGGGCACCGCCACACUGACGGGGACGGGACCCAAUGUGGUGCUUCUGGGCCAGAUGCAUGAGCUGUUUCCUGCCAGCAAAGACCUGGUGAACUUUGCCUCUUGGUUUGGGUUCGCCUUCCCCAACAUGCUGGUGAUGCUGCUGCUGGCUUGGCUGUGGCUCCAGGCUGUGUACCUGAGGUUCAGUUUUAGGAAGUCCUGGGGCUGCGGGCUGGAGAGCAGGAAUCACGAGAAGGCUGCCUACCAGGUGCUGCAGGAGGAGUACAGGAAGCUGGGGCCCUUCUCGUUCGCCGAGGCCAACGUCCUGCUCUGUUUCCUCCUGCUGGUCGGCCUGUGGUUCUCCCGGGACCCCGGCUUCAUGCCCGGCUGGGUGUCGCUGGCCUGGGAGGAGGGCGAGACAAAGUACGUGUCUGAUGCCACCGUGGCCACCUUCGUGGCCACCUUGCUGUUUGUCAUGCCCUCGCAGAGGCCCCAGUUCAACUUCCGCGGCCAGACGGAGGAGGAAAGGAAAACUCCAUUUUAUCCCCCUGCGCUGCUGACCUGGAAGGUGACCCAGGAGAAAGUGCCGUGGGGCAUCGUGUUGUUGCUGGGGGGCGGCUUCGCGCUGGCCAAAGGAUGUGAGGCCUCGGGGCUGUCCGAAUGGAUGGGGAAGCAGAUGCGGCCCUUGCACUCUGUGCACCCUGCCGCCAUUACCUUGAUCCUGUCCCUGCUUGUUGCCGUGUUCACGGAAUGCACAAGCAAUGUGGCCACCACCACCCUGUUCCUGCCCAUCUUUGCCUCCAUGUCCCGUUCCAUCGGCCUCAAUCCGCUGUGCGUCAUGCUCCCCUGCACCCUGAGCGCGUCCUUUGCCUUCAUGUUACCGGCGGCCACCCCACCUAACGCCAUCGUGUUUGCCUACGGACACCUCAAGGUUUCUGACAUGGUGAAAACAGGACUCAUGAUGAACAUAAUUGGAGUCUUCUGUGUGUUUGUGGCGGUCAACACCUGGGGACGGGUCAUAUUUGACUUGGAUCAUUUCCCUGACUGGGCUAAUGUGACGAAUAUCGAGACUUAGGGACAGCUGCACAUCACCCGCCCUCCUGAGGACCCCUGAGCCUUCCAGCACACCUUGCAGCAGAGUUUUGGGGUUCACUCCCCAAAGUGAUCCCCCAAGUGAUGCCCACACCCCCAAGGAGACCCAGCCAGGCCCAGGUUCAGAGCUGGGGACGGGCAGCUGCUGGGCGGAAGUGGAGGGAGCCUCCGGAGACACCGGGGCGUCUGUUUUUCCUGGGGGACCUGCCAUCCCUUCUGGGACAGGUGGGCUGCAGAGGGACCAGGACGCAGGCCGCCAGCUGGCCGCAAGCUGGGCUCUGGUGUCCACUCGCUUAGUCCCAGGGUCAUCGAGGUGGGGAUCAGAUCCCAGCUUGGGACGCAGGAGAGCGUGGGCCUCCUGCAGCUCGCCUCGGCUGCCUCCGGGCUCUCCUGUUACCUGAAGGGACAACCUCACCCACGAUGUCUGAUCCCGGGCAGCUUCCCACCACCGAGAUCAGAGCCUCCUGGAACCACGGGGAGAAUGGUGCUGCCACUGAAGGAUGAGGAAUUUGGGCAAGAACUUCUGGCCGCCUUGGCCCACAGCUGCUGGCUAACCUGCUCCACUCCUUACCUUGCUCCGUCUUAGCGGACAAUCUGGACCCCUUCGCUGUCCUCCCACGCACCCCCUUUGUCGUGGGCCGACGUAUGCUUGGACCCCCUGGCCGGGGCCCUCCAGCGCACCAGCUUCUCCCGGGCGGCUCGGCUUCUCCGGUCACACCACACAGCUGGGGUCACACUCCAAGUACGGGCAGCGAUGGCUCCUU
Molecule: messenger RNA, 2497 nt
Organism: Mirounga angustirostris (Northern elephant seal)
Lineage: Eukaryota; Metazoa; Chordata; Mammalia; Carnivora; Phocidae
Gene: SLC13A5
Product: solute carrier family 13 member 5
Exons: 12
Coding region: 1-1716 (571 amino acids)
Biological process (GO): transmembrane transport; citrate transport
Cellular component (GO): membrane
Molecular function (GO): sodium:dicarboxylate symporter activity; citrate transmembrane transporter activity; succinate transmembrane transporter activity
Source: RefSeq, a predicted model, not a curated record